AUGGACUGUACGUCUCCGUCGAUGCUCAUCGGCGCCAACUGGCCCAAGGAGGUUUUAGACAAUCCGCUGUCUCUAGACGGCGACUCCUUGUCGCUCUCAGGCGCAGCCGACGCUGAAUUUAGCCACUUAGAUCACCGCAAUGGCAAGCGCAACGUCUACAAGUUCGGCGGCACAUCCGUGGGCAGUCCGUCGAGACUCUGCGGCCUUGUACGCAUCGUCCGCGAGGAGAGAGAUCGCGUCUUGGCCGUCGUAGUGUCUGCAAUGGGCCACACGACCGAUCAUCUACUAGAAGCUGUAGCGUUCGCAGCGAAAGGAGACGCCGACAGCGCCUUGACAGUUGUGGACAAGAUUCAGGCGCAGACGCUUGUGAACGCACAUGAUACACAGAAAGAACUUGAAGUGGCGGACAUUGAGGACAUGACUGAGGUCAUUUUGAACCACUUUAAGCCUCUCCGUGAGCUGCUGUACGGUAUCUGUCUCCUUCAGGAGCAGACAGCAGCAGCGACGGACACGGUGCUGUCAUUUGGCGAACGUAUCAGCGCCAAUAUCGUCGCCAAGCUGCUGAGUAAAUCAGGCGUCGAGGCUUUCUUCCUGGACGCUAGAGACUGGCUAACCACAGACGACACCCAUGGCUGUGCCAAGGUUCUCUUUGACGAGUCCAAGGAGAAGCUACAGCAGUUAUCCGAGCACUGGAAGCCCAAUACUUUACCGGUUAUCACGGGCUUUAUAGGUAGCACCCGAAGUGGUCGUACGACCACAUUGGGACGUAAUGGAUCGGACUACACAGCCACUUUAGUGGGCUCUUCUCUGGGCGCCGACUACGUGUUAAUUAACACCGAUAUCUCGGGUGUUAUGACCGCAGAUCCUUGUAUUGUAGACCGUGCGGUGGCUCUCUCACAUCUAAACCAUCACGAAGCUCUGGAGCUUGCGGUAUACGGCACUCGCAUGUUCCACGCACGCACUAUGGUGCCCCUAAUUAAGGGCGACGUGACGAUGCUUAUCCGCAACACUAUGGACCCGAAAGGCCACGGCACGUACAUCAGCGGUGUCGGACGUUCGGGUACACGAGAGACCUGCACGACGUCUCUGGAGAACCUGGCGAUCAUCGAAGCUCGUACGCGUAUCCUACAGGACGGCAGUACGGACCCUCAUCAACAGGAGAACAUCGGUGCUCGUGUGACCAAAGCUCUCGAAGAACUCAAAAUCCCCGUGUGGCUCUCGAUCCGUGGAGCUCACGGACAAGCCAUCAGUGUCGUGGUGCCUCGUGGUGCUGAGGCCAUCGCCUGUGCUGCUAUCAAUGCCGAGUUGAGUACUGAGAUUGAGUCUCAUGAAGUAGAUCCUCUUAAUUCCGAGUCGCCUGUGACGAUGUUGUCCGUUGUGGCGGAAGAUUUGUCCAAGGUCCCUUAUAACCAGACCAAGUUCUUCGGCGCUCUAGCAGACGCAGGGAUUGAAGUGCUAGCAGUCGGACAGGGGACCAGCUCGCGGUCUUUGAGUUGUGUCAUCCGUGGGGUCGACACGAAGGUGGCAGUGCGUCGUGUACAUGACGCGUUCAACGUCGAUUAUCUCGUCACCAACGUCGUCUUGUUAGGCUGCAACCACAUUACCUUGGGCGUCGUACGUCAGCUCCAGAAACAGCAAGAACUCUACCGAUAUCAACACAAAACGCGCGUCAACAUCGUGGGCUUCGGCUCCAAUUGUUGCGACUUCCUGUACAACCCCAAGGGCUUUACAUUCGAAGAGCUUAUCACCCGUUUACAAGACUGUAAGAGCACUACUACCGUCGUGUCUGCAUCUGUCAGUGUAUCCAGUGCGUACGCUGGCGCUCCGUCGUUAGAGCAGCUGGAUGAGCUUCAAGACUUGGCUAUCCCCAUCCUGAUCGACUGCUCUGGGCAGGGCAACACUCAAGACCUGUACUCGGCGUGUAUCGAACGUGGUAUCCACGUCGUCGCGUCGAACGCACGCUCCGUGUGUCGUCUACCUCCGACCUCGUCACGUGAGAGUGUAGCCACUUCCCGUGCCAAAACUGGCCGCACCUUCUUCAUGUACACUUCAACGAUCGGUGCCAGUCUCCCAGUUAUCGACACACUGGGCAACAUCUUGCGUACAGGCGACCGCGUUCUUGGUAUCGAGACGUCGUUAAGUGGGUCCAUGAACUUCGUCGCUAAUGAGGUCAUGAAGGGCAAGAAACUUUCGGAAGCGGUGGGUCUAGUUCUUCGUAAAGGAUACUGCGAACGGGACCCUCGUGAGGACUUUACCGGUACAGAUAUGGUCGCUAAGGUCGUCGUGUUGGCACGUGCUCUUGGUGUGCACAUUAACCCGAACGCUGUCCAGUUGGAGCCUUUAAUUCCUCAAAGUGUGCUCGAUACGAUCACGUGGUCUAACGACAUGGAAGUGGACGACAUUGUCUCGGGAUUACAAGCUUACGAUGAGGUUUUCCAUGAGAAAUAUUACGCACCGGCUGUAGCAGAGAACAAGCGUCUCCACUAUGUUGCCUCCAUCGAUCUGUCCAAGUUCCCUUCCAUUCAAGCCAAGAUUCAGCCUUUGCUGGUGAGUGAGGACCACCCAGCCUUUUACACUAAGGACAACGAGAUCGCCUUUGGCUUCUCGUCGGUGCAGUACCCCAACUCAUUGGUUCUUAAGGGCUCCGGUACCGGUGCCGCAGCUAGCGCCACCGGUGUCCUUCGUGACGUCCUGACUAUCCUCAACUCGCUGAACGGCAAGAACGUCCACGUCUAA
This is a messenger RNA of Phytophthora infestans T30-4, 2736 nucleotides long. Its product is annotated as bifunctional aspartokinase/homoserine dehydrogenase, putative. Lineage: Eukaryota; Oomycota; Peronosporomycetes; Peronosporales; Peronosporaceae. Gene Ontology annotation, biological process: aspartate family amino acid biosynthetic process. The transcript has a single exon. The record is from RefSeq and is a predicted model, not a curated record. Bases 1 to 2736 code for a protein of 911 amino acids. Gene Ontology annotation, molecular function: aspartate kinase activity; homoserine dehydrogenase activity.